Schizosaccharomyces osmophilus is the source of this 219-nucleotide messenger RNA. RefSeq lists its product as uncharacterized. NCBI's taxonomy places the organism in Eukaryota, Fungi, Ascomycota, Schizosaccharomycetes, Schizosaccharomycetales, Schizosaccharomycetaceae. The transcript has 2 exons. The record is from RefSeq and is a predicted model, not a curated record. Bases 1 to 219 code for a protein of 72 amino acids.
AUGUAUGAAAAAAGAAAGAAGGAAUCCAGUGGUUAUAUAAGCCCAGCCAAGUACAAAGAAGCGUUUCAUCUUGAUGAUACCAACAAGAGUCAUACUGACAUAAAGGAACGUCUCUGCGGUCAAAUGAUUGGCAUCGGUCGAAAAGCAAUAAUGUCCUUUGCAUUGGAAGCAGAGAAAUGGAAUCCUGAUGGACUGCAACUUGCCAUCUCAACAAUUUGA